AUGAGGGGAAGUUUCACAGGACACGGGGGAGUUUUGAACCGUGCGGCGCGAGGGGGAGUUUCACAGGGCACGGGGGAGUUUGGAACAGUGCGGCACGGGGGGAAGUUUCACAGGACACAGGGGAGUUUGGAACAGUGCGGCGCGAGGGGCAGUUUCACAGGACACGUGGGAGUUUGGAACAGUGCGGCGCGAGGGGGAGUUUCACAGGACACGGGGGAGUUUGGAACAGUGCGGCGCGAGGGGGAGUUUCACAGGACACAGGGGAGUUUGGAACAGUGCGGCGCGAGGGGGAGUUUCACAGGUCACGGGGGAGUUUGGAACAGUGGAGCGCGAGGGGGAGUUUCACAGGACACGGGGGAGUUUAGAACAGUGCGGCACGAGGGGAAGUUUCACAGGACACGGGGGAGUUUGGAACAGUGCGGCGCGAGGGGGAGUUUCACAGGACACGGGGGAGUUUGGAACAGUGCGGCGCGAGGGGGAGUUUCACAGGACACAGGGGAGUUUGGAACAGUGCGGCGCGAGGGGGAGUUUCACAGGACACGGGGGAGUUUGGAACAGUGGAGCGCGAGGGGGAGUUUCACAGGACACAGGGGAGUUUGGAACAGUGCGGCGCGAGGGGGAGUUUCACAGGUCACGGGGGAGUUUGGAACAGUGGAGCGCGAGGGGGAGUUUCACAGGACACAGGGGAGUUUGGAACAGUGCGGCACGAGGGGAAGUUUCACAGGACACGGGGGAGUUUGGAACAGUGCGGCGCGAGGGGGAGUUUCACAGGACACGGGGGAGUUUGGAACAGACACGGGGGAGUUUGGAACAGUGCGGCGCGAGGGGGAGUUUCACAGGACACAGGGGAGUUUGGAACAGUGCGGCACGAGGGGAAGUUUCACAGGACACGGGGGAGUUUGGAACAGUGCGGCGCGAGGGGGAGUUUCACAGGACACGGGGGAGUUUGGAACAGUGCGGCGCGAGGGGGAGUUUCACAGGACACGGGGGAGUUUGGAACAGUGCGGCGCGAGGGGGAGUUUCACAGGACACAGGGGAGUUUGGAACAGUGCGGCACGAGGGGAAGUUUCACAGGACACGGGGGAGUUUGGAACAGUGCGGCGCGAGGGGGAGUUUCACAGGACACGUGGGAGUUUGGAACAGUGCGGCACGAGGGGAAGUUUCACAGGACACGGGGGAGUUUGGAACAGUGCGGCGCGAGGGGGAGUUUCACAGGACACAGGGGAGUUUGGAACAGUGCGGCACGAGGGGAAGUUUCACAGGACACGGGGGAGUUUGGAACAGUGCGGCGCGAGGGGGAGUUUCACAGGACACGGGGGAGUUUGGAACAGUGCGGCGCGAGGGGGAGUUUCACAGGACACGGGGGAGUUUGGAACAGUGCGGCGCGAGGGGGAGUUUCACAGGACACAGGGGAGUUUGGAACAGUGCGGCACGAGGGGAAGUUUCACAGGACACGGGGGAGUUUGGAACAGUGCGGCGCGAGGGGGAGUUUCACAGGACACAGGGGAGUUUGGAACAGUGGAGCGCGAGGGGGAGUUUCACAGGACACGGGGGAGUUUAGAACAGUGCGGCACGAGGGGAAGUUUCACAGGGCACGGGGGAGUUUGGAACAGUGCGGCGCGAGGGGGAGUUUCACAGGUCACGGGGGAGUUUGGAACAGUGGAGCGCGAGGGGGAGUUUCACAGGACACAGGGGAGUUUGGAACAGUGCGGCACGAGGGGAAGUUUCACAGGACACGGGGGAGUUUGGAACAGUGCGGCGCGAGGGGGAGUUUCACAGGACACGGGGGAGUUUGGAACAGUGCGGCGCGAGGGGGAGUUUCACAGGACACGGGGGAGUUUGGAACAGUGGAGCGCGAGGGGGAGUUUCACAGGACACGGGGGAGUUUAG
Messenger RNA from Schistocerca gregaria, 1890 nucleotides. RefSeq lists its product as uncharacterized. Lineage: Eukaryota; Metazoa; Arthropoda; Insecta; Orthoptera; Acrididae. The record is from RefSeq and is a predicted model, not a curated record. The transcript has 2 exons. The coding region runs from base 1 to 1890 and encodes 629 amino acids.